This is a messenger RNA of Cadophora gregata, 1455 nucleotides long. RefSeq lists its product as uncharacterized. The transcript is spliced from 5 exons. Gene Ontology annotation, molecular function: aldehyde dehydrogenase (NAD+) activity. Bases 1 to 1455 code for a protein of 484 amino acids. The record is from RefSeq and is a predicted model, not a curated record. Lineage: Eukaryota; Fungi; Ascomycota; Leotiomycetes; Helotiales; Ploettnerulaceae.
AUGACAGGUGUUGUUGAUCUCAAGAAGAUCGAGACACGACUCUUCAUAAAUGGCGAGUUCGUCGAAUCUUCGAAUGGGAAGACGUUCGAUUUGAUCUCGCCAAAGACUUUGGAAGUUGUAGCUAAAGUCCAUGAAGCAUCUGAGCAAGAUGCGGACAGAGCGGUAGCGGCAGCAAAGGCGGCGCAGCCCGCCUGGGCGGCCCUGUCUGUUGAGGAGCGGGCCAAGCCGUUCAAGAAACUCGCUGCUCUGGUUCGCCAGCACAAUGCAGAGCUUGCUGAACUGGAAGCUCUUUCUAUGGGUCAUCCAGUAUCGACUUAUUUCCAUGCUCACGCUUUUGCGAGUACCUUUGACCACUAUUCGGAAGCUGGGUAUAACAAUCAGGGGACUUCGAGUUUGAAUACUCCCGGGUUUGUCAAUUUGACUUUUAGACAACCUUUCGGCGUUGUUGCUGCAAUCAUUCCUUGGAAUGUGCCGUUGCUAUUCUUUGCUGGAAAGUGUGCUCCUGCUCUGAUUACUGGGAACACUGUCGUGCUGAAAAGCAGCGAAAAGGCACCAUUGACGUCUGCUCGAGUAGCUUCUCUUGUCAACGAAGCCGGCUUCCCGCCAGGAGUGCUCAAUAUCAUCACUGGAUUUGGCAAUGUCUCAGGAUCUGUUCUUAGCCACCACAUGGAUGUUCGAGCCUUGUCCUUCACUGGAUCUACAAGAACUGGAAGACAUAUCCAGGAAGCAGCAGCAAAAUCCAACUUGAAAGUGGUCAUGUUAGAAUUGGGUGGAAAGUCUCCAGCUAUCAUUUUCGAAGAUGCAGAUCUUGAGAAGGCAGCAGAAGCCACUCAACAUUCUGUACAGACGAACAGUGGGCAGACAUGCAUGGCCAACUCGAGAGUGUACGUCCAAGAUACCGUCGCAGACAAGUUCAUUGAGCUGUUCAAGACGAAGUUUGCUCCAGUGUCGCUUGGUGACCCCACCACGGCAGGCGUAAAUCAUGGACCCCAAGCAGACAAAGUACAGCAUUCCAACGUACUGAAAUACUUGGAGAUUGCGAAGAAAGACGGCAAGGUUAUCUUGGGUGGUCAACCGAGCGAUGAGAAGGGAUACUUCAUCAAUCCCACAAUCUUCACCGGCCUGCCAGAAGACUCACAAGCCAUGAAGGAAGAGAUAUUCGGGCCUGUCGUCAACAUCAACAUCUUUAAGACCGAGGAAGAGGUUUUGGCAAAGGCAAACAACACAGAAUACGGACUCUACGCUUCAGUAUUCACCAAGAACAUCGAUCGAGCUAUGAGAUUUGCGAAAGGCCUAGAAGCAGGAACAGUUGGAGUGAACGUCACCAGCCCGGUCACUGCACGCGAUACCCCAUUUGGCGGUUACAAGGGUUCAGGAAUCGGACGAGAGGGAUUUGCUCAUUCGAUGGACAACUUUUUGGAGACGAAGACUGUACUCAUCAAGCUCGAUUCGUAG